AUGCAUUGUGGGAAGGUCACUCCUCCGGAGGGUAGUGGAAAGCGGAGGAAGCUGUCCGGUCCCAUCCCUGUGCCAUCUCUGGGGGCCACGCUCUCAUGGGGAACCCAUUCUGAAUUCCCUGUAGUGCACAAUAUAAGGGCAGCUCUCUUCUCGCUCCAGGCCUGCAGCUAUGGCCGCCAGAGUGGGUCCACUGUGGACUUUUAUGAGCAUGUGGAGACAACCACAAAUAAGGAGGUGGUGGAGGGAGGGAAAGCAGCAUCUUUAUCAAGUCUGCAUGACAUCGGCACGGAGCCGGUCCUCUGCCUGGAGCCGGUCCUCUGCCUGGAGCCGGUCCUCUGCCUGGAGCCGGUCCUCUGCACGGAGCCGGUCCUCUGCCUGGAGCCGGUCCUCUGCACGGAGCCGGUCCUCUGCACGGAGCCGGUCCUCUGCCUGGAGCCGGUCCUCUGCACGGAGCCGGUCCUCUGCCUGGUGGUCCUCUGCACGGAGCCGGUCCUCUGCACGGAGCCGGUCCUCUGCCUGGUGGUCCUCUGCACGGAGCCGGUCCUCUACACGGAGCCGGUCCUCUACACGGAGCCGGUCGUCUGCCUGGAGCCGGUCCUCUGCACGGAGUCUGCAAGCAUCUUGGAGCAUGGCUUCAAGGCCCACAUGGAGGCACAAACAGAGACCCUCUUUCUCUUGCGUCCCAAUGACGAUCUCACAUGCGUUGCCAUCAAAAUGCUGGGGACGUUUACCUCGGGCACCGUCUGA
Molecule: messenger RNA, 747 nt
Organism: Knipowitschia caucasica
Lineage: Eukaryota; Metazoa; Chordata; Actinopteri; Gobiiformes; Gobiidae
Source: the annotation of a GenBank genome assembly